GCCGUGCUUUCCCAGGGUUCCAUCUCCGCCAUCAACGAAAGCCAGUGCGAGAGAACAUCAAAUCCCUGGUUCACGUACGAGCCUCCACCUCUCUUCUUCCCCUGUUUUGACUGUUGUGUUCUUCUAAACAAGAUCCUUGAACAAUGAACGGGGAAUAAUUGAGUAUCUUACUACUUCCUUCGUUGUUCAGGAUCGUUUAGAAGAACUUCCUAUUUACUACAGCAAAAAAAAAAAAAAAGUAAAAAGAGACGAGGUUCAUUUCCGACUUUCAUUAUUCGAGGUUGUUAUCGUUUUGUUUAGAAGGACAUAGCAGUCUCCAUUGUCGCGGAAAUACAGAAGGAAAAGAAAAAGGGUCAACCGAACUUCACCACGGCAACAAUUAAGGCACGCCAACAUCCAAAUAAUCCCAAUCAUCUUCCAGUCCUAUAACAUUGACAAUGUCUAGCCCGAUGAUUCUUAAGAACCCAAACUCCCUCCAACGGCGGCAACCGCUACUGCACAGCCGUUCCAACAGCGUCGAUAGCUGCAUCACCUCUCGCGGGAACACCAAUCUCAGGUUCGGGGAGGUUUGCGGCGGUACUACCGCCGACGUUGCGGCUGUCUGUUGCUGUUGCCCAUGUGGGUUAGCCAACCUUAUGGUUCUAGCAAUAUACAAGGUUCCUGCAGGGCUGUACCGCCGUGCUCUCCGCCAGAAACGGCUGCGCAAGUUGCACAAAAAAGGGUUACUUCAACCAAAGAACCACGGCGCCCAUUUCCGAUGUAAUGAUCCCGAAUUACUCUCUCUCGAGGACUAUUUCCAAGACGCAGAGGUUUCCGAAGAAACUGAGAAAGCUGCAGUGGAACUGGAAAAUGAAAUGUGGCAAAGCUUUUAUGGUACUGGAUUUUGGAGAAGCCCCUCUCAAAAAGAAGGUGAGACUCCCGGGUUUCAUCCUCUCUGACUACAAUUUUCCAACCUUUGCUGCUUUAGUGCCCUUCACCAUAUAUAUGUUUAAUGAAAUGAUGUAAGACAAAAAUUAUAUGUAAAUGGAGGUGGUGGGAUUUUCUGAUUCCUUGUCAUCAACGAAAAAAUCAGAAAGGAAUUAGGUAGGGUGAUUGAUUGUAUGGAACGUAUGUCAUAUUUUAAGAUUUUGAUUGUUGUUGCCUUCAAAUCUUCAUGUUCAAAUCCUUGAACACAUCAACACAUUUUGUGAGCUUUUUGAUAAUAAUAUAUAUAAAGAUUGAUUUGGAGUUAUUAAA
Messenger RNA from Gossypium arboreum, 1236 nucleotides. RefSeq lists its product as uncharacterized. The transcript is spliced from 2 exons. Lineage: Eukaryota; Viridiplantae; Streptophyta; Magnoliopsida; Malvales; Malvaceae. The coding region runs from base 438 to 938 and encodes 166 amino acids. The record is from RefSeq and is a predicted model, not a curated record.